Molecule: messenger RNA, 610 nt
Organism: Rotaria sp. Silwood2
Lineage: Eukaryota; Metazoa; Rotifera; Eurotatoria; Philodinida; Philodinidae
Source: the annotation of a GenBank genome assembly
AUGGAUACAACAAACGAGUUUAAUCGAAUAACAGAAGUAAAACAAGUGUUAGAAUCAGAUGAACAGGAACAAAAUGAAACGAAAUUUGUUAUUUUUUAUGAAUUAUUCGAUAGUCUUUUAAUUUUAGUUCAAAUAAUUAAUAUAGAAAAAUUUUUGCAUCCAGAUAAGGUAGUCAUUAACUAUGAACUUGAUCGAUCAUAUUUUGAUAUUAAUGAACAAGAAUUAUUUUCAAGUUUGUUCAAACUUUUACAUGGUUAUAAUGAAUCUACGAAUGAAACAUUAGACGAAUCAUUCAAUCGAAUUGUUGAUGAACCAUUAACAACGAAAAAAUUAAUUGAAAUUAUAAAUAAUAAUCAAGGAUUAACACCAUAUAUUAUUGAUAGUUUGAAACGUUAUCAUGCUUUAAAUGAUGUACAUACAAUAAUUUCACAAUGUUUAGACUUAAAAAAUGAUAUAAUUGAUAAAAAUACAGUAGAUCUAUUUGAAGAUUUAAUUGACAAUAUAACAACACGUAUCAUAUUAACAAUAACAAUUGAAAAUAUGUCGUAUGAAAGUCAACGUUUUUUAGCUAAUUUUAUCAAAAGAAAUGAUUUACCGAUACUAGUUACUU